CCCUCCCUUCGCGUCGAGCCGAUCGAGUCCCCUUUCUUCUUUCGAUUCACCUCGCUUCACUGCUCCGUCGGUCGAAACGGUUGAUUAGGGUUAGGGUUUUGCUCCUCGAUUCCGGCUUCGUGGUCCUCGUCCCUGUUCUUCCUGUGAUCCAUCGUUGCCUCCGCCUCGGGAUAAAGGUAAUAGUUUGGAAGCAACUGACUUGUGAAAGAAUGAAGCAUGUUUUAAAGAUUAUGGCAUUGCUGGUGGCUAUCUCUGCAUUUUGGAUAGGCCUGUUGGAAACAUCAGUUGUCCCACGCAGCUAUACUUGGCUGCUUGCAAUCUACUUAAUUGUUUCACUGGGAUGCUAUGGUCUUCUCAUGGUUGGGAUUGGUUUAAUGCUCUUUCCAACAUGUCCUCAAGAAGCUGUACUACUGCAAAAGGAUAUUGCAGAGGCCAAGGAAUUCUUGAAGAAUAAGGGGGUUGAUGUGGGCUCUGAUUAAAAUUGCUUGGACCCUUCCAGCAUCUGUCUUGGUGCCUUAAUUUCUUAGCUGACGUUUCCUUGCCAAUCAGAAUAUAUGGAAUUUCUAAAAGAACAUGGAAUUCAUGAUGCAACAGCUCCUAGAUGGACAUUUUUCCACUUCUCUGUUAACAAUGCAUACAGUUGGCAAUUGACUCUCAAUCAUAGAUGUUUCUAAUUUAUCUUCAUAAUGUAUUGCUCUAGGCAUUUCUUUAAUUAUGUAUCGCUUGCAAGCUAUUAAGGUUAAAUACAAUUUCUGCUGAACCUCUUAUGUUGUAUGCUCCAUCAGAGCCUUUUUAAACUGUAAAUUUUAGGAGUUUAGCAGGCAGGCUUGCUGAACAAUUUUGCUGUAGACGAGGGCUGUUUGGAAAAACUAUAAAUGAUCAAGCUGAGACAUACACAGUUAAUGUAUCCUCUCUGGUUCAAGAUGCUUA
Molecule: messenger RNA, 930 nt
Organism: Elaeis guineensis (African oil palm)
Lineage: Eukaryota; Viridiplantae; Streptophyta; Magnoliopsida; Arecales; Arecaceae
Product: dolichol-phosphate mannose synthase subunit 3
Biological process (GO): GPI anchor biosynthetic process
Cellular component (GO): dolichol-phosphate-mannose synthase complex; endoplasmic reticulum membrane
Source: RefSeq, a predicted model, not a curated record